Moesziomyces antarcticus is the source of this 1710-nucleotide messenger RNA. Its product is annotated as carotenoid ester lipase precursor. The record is from RefSeq and is a predicted model, not a curated record. Bases 1 to 1710 code for a protein of 569 amino acids. Lineage: Eukaryota; Fungi; Basidiomycota; Ustilaginomycetes; Ustilaginales; Ustilaginaceae. The transcript has a single exon.
AUGCGGCUUGCUUCAGUGUGGCUGCUGGCUGCGGCGGCUGCGAUGCGCUUGGUCGUUGCACUUCCUGCCGCCACCUCUUGCUCCCAGCCCACGGUCCACCUCCCUCAGGGCACCGUCAAGGGUAUGGUCGACGACGCCUACCAACUCGACCAGUUCCUGGGCAUUCCGUACGCCAAGCCGCCCGUGGGCGAUCUGCGCUUCGCACGUCCCCAGCCCGUCGACGCCUCGGACGCCGUGAUCGACGCGACGCAAUUCGGCGACAUCUGCAUGCAGCCGCCGGCGGGAUUCAACAUGAGCGAGGACUGCCUCAACCUCAACGUCAUCCGUCCCAAGGGCGUGGUGGCGGGCGCCAAGUUGCCUGUGCUCGUGUGGAUCUACGGCGGCGCGUUCUUCGCCGGAAGCACGCCCGCGUACAAUGCGAGCGAGCUCGUGGCGCGCAGUGCGGCCAUGGGCAAGCCGAUCGUGUUCGUCGCCAUCAGCUACCGCGUCGGACCGUUCGGCUUCCUCGGUGGCAAAGAGGUGGUUGCGGAUGGGACGCCGAAUGCCGGGUUGUACGAUCAGAGGCUCGCGCUCAAGUGGGUGCAGCACAACAUUGCGCGCUUCGGAGGCGAUGCAGGCAGAGUGACGAUCUUUGGACAGUCGGCGGGCGCGAUGAGUGUAGCGCUGCAGACGUUCGCGUACGACGGAAACACCCACGGCCUGUUUCAUGCUGCCAUUAUGGACUCGGGUGGUAUCGCACCGGGUCCGCUGCUCACCCCGGAACAUCCGACCGUACAGAGCACGUUUGAACAGCUCGCUGCGGGUGUCGGAUGCACACAGGCGCCGCUGCUCAAGUGUCUGAGGAGCGCAAAUGCCACGCAGGUCCAGAGCACCGGCAUGCAGUUGACCGCCAAGGCGGGCGGGACAUUCCCCGUCCCCGGCGCACUUGCGUUUCUGCCGCUCGUCGACUACACGCUCAUCACCGACUAUCCGAGCGUCAACCUGGCGCAGGGAAAGCUCGCCGACAUCCCCGUGAUCUCGGGCAAUGCGCUGGAUGAGGGUACGCUCUUCGCGCAGAAGGCGCUCAACUCGAGCGCCGACUUUGAGACGUGGGUGCGCAGCGCUGCCGUCAUCUACAACACAACCUACACCGAGCGCGCGCUGCAGCGCGUAUUCGAGCUCUACCCGGACGACCCCGUUCAGGGGUCACCGUACCCCAACGAGGGCACGAGCACCUCGGCGGCUACGCUGGAUGUGGGGUCGAGGAUGUACCCGCCGCUGGAGUCGAAUCAGUACAAGCGCAGUGCGGCGUUCUUUGGCGACUUUACCUUCAACGCGCAUCGACGCACCUACCUGCACGCUGCGGUGGGCGGGGCCAGGAAGAACAGCCGCAACGUGUGGUCGUUCGAGUUCAGGCAGAACGAUAUGUACCCCAACGGAACGGGUUCGGCUCUGGGCGCGUUCCACGGCUCGGAACUCAAGUACCUCUUCAUCCGACCCGAUGGGAGGCAAAAGGAUCCGCAGCUCGCCGAGCAGAUGCCCAGGUCGUACGUUAGCUUUACGUACUAUCACGAUCCGAGCAGGCUGUCGAGUCUGCCCUGGACCAGGUAUACGACGGGCGAGGUGCUGCAGCUCAAGGGCGGCAAUGUCACCACUGUGCCCGAUACGUUUAGGAAGGACGCUAUGCAUGCGCUCACCAACCCGCGCUCAGCCGCCGUGUUUGGAUUCUAG